AUGGCGUCCUCGGGCAACGUCAAAGUUGUGUGCCGCUUUCGGCCACAACUCGCCAACGAGCUCUCCAAGGGUGGCAACUCGAUUGUCCGAGUCGAUGCGGGCGGUACCGCGUGUCAAAUUAAUGGCCAACGCAAAGCGACCUUUUCUUUUGACAAAAUUUUCGCAGAUGGUUGCACUCAGGAGGAGGUCUACGACUAUGCCGCCAAGCCCAUUGUGGAGGAUGUCCUCAAGGGCUACAACGGCACCAUCUUUGCCUAUGGCCAAACUUCCUCCGGCAAAACUCACACUAUGGAAGGCCCAAACGUCGACAGUGAGGAGCGAGGCAUCAUCCCGCGUAUUGUGUACAACAUUUUCUCCUACAUUGAUUUGGCUCCGGAAACCCUCGAGUUUACCGUCCGUGUCUCCUACUUUGAAAUCUACAUGGAACGCAUUCGGGAUCUCCUUACCGACGGCAACGUCAAUCUGCAGAUUCACGAGAACCGUGAGCGAGGUGUCUACGUCCGUCAUGCUACAGAACUUUACAUGCAGGAUCCAGAGGACGUCAUGGCCGUCAUGCGCUCUGGCGCCGAGCGCCGUUCUGUCGCUGCGACAAACAUGAACGACCACUCGUCUCGCAGCCACUCGGUUUUCCUCAUGGAAAUUACACAAAAGGAUACAAUCAAGGGUGGACUGAAGACAGGCAAGCUCUUCUUGGUCGAUUUGGCCGGUAGUGAGAAGGUUUCCAAGACAGGCGCGGACGGUACCGUGCUGGAUGAAGCCAAAAACAUCAACAAGUCCCUUUCGGCGCUGGGUCUCGUCAUCAUGUCCCUAACCGAGGGUGGAAACCGCCAACACGUUCCUUACCGUGACUCAAAGCUCACGCGCAUUCUGCAGGAGUCUCUGGGUGGCAAUGCCCGCACGACCAUGAUCAUUUGCUGCAGCCCUUCCUCUUAUAAUGAGCAAGAAACCAUCUCUACGCUGCGCUUCGGUCUGCGUGCCAAGAAAAUCAAGAACAAGGCCGUUGUGAACGUCAAGUACAGCGCCGAAGAGCUUGAACGCCAGGUGUGUCGUCAGAAUCAAACCGCAUCCUUCUCGGUCGCAUGUCGGUCUUGUGACACUCAUGUGCGGCUGCUUUCUCUGCUGGCCCGAUGA
Messenger RNA from Monosiga brevicollis MX1, 1131 nucleotides. RefSeq lists its product as uncharacterized. The record is from RefSeq and is a predicted model, not a curated record. Gene Ontology annotation, molecular function: microtubule binding; microtubule motor activity; ATP binding. Lineage: Eukaryota; Choanoflagellata; Craspedida; Salpingoecidae. Bases 1 to 1131 code for a protein of 376 amino acids. The transcript is spliced from 9 exons. Gene Ontology annotation, biological process: microtubule-based movement.